GCUGCGUGCAGUGUGUUGGCUAACUCGGACGAUACGUGCAAGCUUGUGCGCCAAACUUUGUUUGAGUGUGAAGCUUCUUAUGCGCGGAAAUUGGAUGUUUGUGGAGAGAGAGAGAGAGAGAGCUACUCAUACGCGGCUGCGCUUGGAGUAAAACUUGUGUUGUUGGGAUCGGAAAUCCGUCAGAUGGUAAAACAUCGAGAUACCGGAGCUAUUUCAUCGUGCAAUGCGCUGGCGAAAAUGCAAAACCGGAUGGAAUUGAUCGAUCGAGCAGCAUCUGAAAAUCGGAGUUUGACUUCUGCUCCGUUAGGCAGCUCAUCUACACAAAAAAAAAAACCAUUCAAACCAAAAAUCAUUGCGAAAUCACGCAAUAACAUACAAUCACGCACACACAACUCACAACCAGCACGCACACAGGAUACCACACCACCCACUCAAACACGACCAUUAAACUAUGAUCAAUCAUUUACACGCAUCAAUGUACAAUCACGCACAAAAAACACACAACCAGCACGCACACAGGAUACCAUGCCACCCACUCAAACACGAUCAUUAAACAACGAACAAUCAUUUACACAUAACAAUGUACAAUCACGCACAAACAACGCACAACCAGCACGCACACAGGAUACCACAUCACCCACUCAAAUACGAUCAUUAAACAACGAACAAUCAUUUACACAUAACAAUGUACAAUCACGCACAAAAAACCCACAACCAGCAUGCACACAAAAUACCACACCACCAACACAAACACGAUCAUUAAACAAGGAACAAUCAUUUAAAGGCAAUAACAUACAAUCACGCACGCUAAACACACAACUACAACGCACACAUACUGCACCACCCACUCAAACACUAAUACCGGACCAGACUCGUGGUUUGGAUCUCGUAUCGUUGGUCAAAGAGGUCUUGCAGGAGCAGAGAAGCAUCAGAGAAAGAAUGGACGCACUUGAAACAACCGCGAACGCAUGCUUGAAUAUCUUGAAGCAGCUCUCCAAUAAAAAGAAUAGAGCUAACAAGAAAAUGCCGCAAUUCUUUCCAUUCGAGACUGUGGAGAACCUCCUCAAUUUUGACAAAGUCUCCGACGAAGAGUAUAAUAACGCUGUUACCUAUUUAGCCUACAUCGGAGGGGUUAAUGCAUCGGAUGCUGCAGCACUUUAUUUGAAAAAGUGCUUUAAGACCACUGAAAGCCUUGUCACCGGCGUUACCUGGCUGGGCUCCAAAAAAGCCAAUAUAGUUGCGCUCAACGAAACUCGUUUCGCUGCUGCUUGUGAAGGUACGUUAUUUCCAUUUAUAUUUAUCGAAACUAUAUUAAUGCCAUUUUUUUAUUUUUUAGAUGCCAUGUCGGAAAACAAAAAUAUUAACGACCCCGAUAAAUCGACGUUUGCAACAGCGAUGACGAAGGCCCUGAAGAGCAUAAAAGAAGAAGAAGAGUAUAGGCGGAAGAAAAUGAAGCGUGCAGCCACCAACAAUGCUGAUGUUAAUGAUGGACAGCCUCUACUACAGAGACGAAGACUGGAUGCUGUACACAACGGUGCAAACAUCGAUUUUGAAGAAGGGUACGGCAACCAGGAACGCGACGGCAUCGGGGACGACGGCGGCAUCGAGGACGACGGAGAUGGAAACAACGAAAUCGACAGCGAAGAAGAAGAACGCCUAAUGCGAGUUGGGGCUAUUCAAGGUUACAGGGACACGUUGCAGUUGGAGUAUCUAGAGGAAGAUACUCAGACACUCCAACAACACUUCACCUUCAGUCCCAACUAUGCACCACAAUUUUCUUAAAUAGGAAAGAAAAUCAAGUUAAAAUUUUAUUUUUUUAUAAAUUUUAUGACUGUAUAUAUUGUAUCAUUGAUUAAAAUAUAAAUAAAUAAUAUUUUCAUAUAAAAAAGUAUUUUUAUUUAUUCCCGCAAAAAUUUGAAUAAAUUGCACAACGUGCAAGCAAGGUGCCUGCACAACGACGGCACGCC
Messenger RNA from Nasonia vitripennis (jewel wasp), 1967 nucleotides. RefSeq lists its product as uncharacterized. The record is from RefSeq and is a predicted model, not a curated record. Bases 184 to 1782 code for a protein of 532 amino acids. Lineage: Eukaryota; Metazoa; Arthropoda; Insecta; Hymenoptera; Pteromalidae. The transcript is spliced from 6 exons.